Molecule: messenger RNA, 702 nt
Organism: Oryctolagus cuniculus (rabbit)
Lineage: Eukaryota; Metazoa; Chordata; Mammalia; Lagomorpha; Leporidae
Gene: RPL11
Product: ribosomal protein L11
Biological process (GO): translation
Cellular component (GO): ribosome
Molecular function (GO): structural constituent of ribosome
Source: RefSeq, a predicted model, not a curated record
CGCCUCGCCAGACGCGCCUCUCUGCCUCUCCCUCUCGCUAGUUAGCUUGGGACGAGAGCACGCCUCCCGGCCCAUAAGGCGCUGGGCCGGAAAACCCGCCCUCUCUUCCUGUUCUCCAUCAUGGCGCAGGACCAAGGUGAGAAGGAGAACCCCAUGCGGGAACUUCGCAUCCGCAAGCUCUGCCUCAACAUCUGUGUGGGCGAGAGUGGAGACAGACUGACCCGGGCGGCCAAGGUGUUGGAGCAGCUCACAGGCCAGACCCCUGUGUUUUCCAAAGCCAGGUACACUGUCAGGUCCUUCGGCAUCAGGAGGAACGAGAAGAUCGCCGUCCACUGCACAGUCCGCGGGGCCAAGGCAGAAGAGAUCCUGGAGAAGGGUCUGAAGGUGCGGGAGUAUGAGUUAAGGAAAAAUAACUUCUCAGAUACUGGAAACUUUGGUUUUGGGAUCCAGGAACACAUCGAUCUGGGAAUCAAAUAUGACCCAAGCAUCGGCAUCUACGGCCUGGACUUCUACGUGGUGCUGGGUAGGCCAGGUUUCAGCAUCGCAGACAAGAAGCGCAGGACAGGCUGCAUUGGGGCCAAACACAGAAUCAGCAAAGAGGAGGCCAUGCGCUGGUUCCAGCAGAAGUAUGAUGGGAUCAUCCUUCCUGGCAAAUAAAUUUCCGUUUCUAUCCAAAAGGCCAAUAAAAUGUUUUCAGUGAAA